AUGGCGAACCACUUUCUUGAUGAUACACUUCCCGUCUGUUCAUAUCUAUCUAUCUAUCUAUCUAUCUAUCUAUCUAUCUAUCUAUCCCAGUCUGUUUAUAUCUUUCUCAUUUGUUCAUUUCUUUCUUUCUUUCUUUCUUCUUUCUUUCUAUCUAUCUAUCUAAGUUUGAUCAUUAUCUCUCUCUCUCUCUCUCUCACACAGUUUGAUCAUUAUCUAUCUAUCUAUCUAUCUAUCUAUCUAUCUAUCUAUCUAUCUCAUUUCAAGGUUACAUUUUCUUGUCUCUCAUUUUCUUCUUCUUCUUCUUCUUCUUCUUCUUCUUCUUCUUCUUCUUCUUGCUUCCUCUGCAUUGUAACGUUCUUCCCAUUCUUUUUUCUUACUCUCCGUGUUGAUGUCGACCCUAGCGUCAUUUUCUCCUUUAUCUCUCCUCUGCCUUUUCCGGUUCCCUUUUCUUUGACUAUUCGUUGCUUUCCCCUUCACCUACUCUCCUCGUCUUUGUUCCCCUCGCUUUCUUUAUACUCCCUUUUUACUUUGUCUCUCUCUCUCUCUCUGCACUUCUCCUCCGUCUACUUCUCCAUCCUUUUUUCUUUGUGUCUCUGUUGCUUCUCUCUUCCUUUCACGCCCUUUCUUUUGGUACCUCUCUCUUUUCUCUUUGUAUCUACCUUUUUUCCACGUUGUCAUACAAUUUUAUCUAUCUAUCUAUCUAUCUAUCUAUCUAUCUAUCUAUCUAUCUAUCUUAUUGUUGUUGUGUGUAUAUCUAUCUAUCUAUCUAUCUAUCUAUCUAUCUAUCUAUCUAUCUAUCUAUCUGUUGCAUUGGCAUAA
This is a messenger RNA of Acanthosepion pharaonis, 819 nucleotides long. NCBI's taxonomy places the organism in Eukaryota, Metazoa, Mollusca, Cephalopoda, Sepiida, Sepiidae. The record is from the annotation of a GenBank genome assembly.